This is a messenger RNA of Oncorhynchus kisutch (coho salmon), 2747 nucleotides long. RefSeq names its product urate oxidase (gene uox). The record is from RefSeq and is a predicted model, not a curated record. The coding region runs from base 136 to 1035 and encodes 299 amino acids. NCBI's taxonomy places the organism in Eukaryota, Metazoa, Chordata, Actinopteri, Salmoniformes, Salmonidae. Gene Ontology annotation, molecular function: urate oxidase activity. Gene Ontology annotation, biological process: urate catabolic process; purine nucleobase catabolic process. The transcript is spliced from 8 exons. Gene Ontology annotation, cellular component: peroxisome.
UUACUUGCGUAACUGUGAAAAUGACAACAGGUAAGACCACCCUCUUUACAAAAUCCUCCAUCAUAGCCAAAUUCCACUCUUGCUGCAGACAAGGACACUACAGGACAUCAGGAGACUGGAGGAGGCACAGACACCAUGGCAACUACCUCAACUCAGAAUGUGGAGUUUGUGCGGACCGGCUAUGGCAAGAAUCUGGUCAAGGUGCUGUUCAUCAGACGAAAGGGAACUCACCACUACAUCACUGAGCUGACGGCUAAUGUGGAGCUCACCCUCAAGUCCCGCAAGGACUACUUGACCGGUGACAACUCGGACAUCAUCCCUACUGACACUGUCAAGAACACUGUCCAUGCACUGGCUAAGCUGAAGGGAGUUUUGACCAUAGAGCAGUUCGCCAUGGACAUCAGCAAACAUUUCCUGACAUCUUUCAAACAUGUGACCAGGGUAAACGUGAAGAUUGAGGAGGCACCAUGGAGGAGACUGGAGAAGAAUGGUGUCGAGCAUGUACAUGCAUUCAUCUACAGCCCUGAAUCCUGGCGCUUCUGUGAAGUCGAACAGAAUCAUAAUGAGAGCCCUAUUCUUCACAGUGGCGUGAAAAACAUGAAGGUGCUGAAGACCACUCAGUCUGGCUUCGAGGGCUUCUUCCGAGACCGCUUCACCACUCUACAGGAGGCCAAGGACAGGUGUUUCUGUACCUCUGUCUACGCCAGGUGGCGCUACAACAAGGUCCAAAAUGUCAACUUUGACAGUGCAUGGAACUGUGUCAAGGAGACAAUAAUUGAGAAGUUUGCUGGCCCAUACGAUCGUGGAGAGUACUCUCCCUCUGUGCAGAAAACCCUCUACGACACACAGGUCAUAGUCCUGGAUAGGGUGCCUGAGAUUGAAGAGAUUGAGAUAGUCAUGCCUAACCAACAUUAUUUCACCAUUGACAUGACGAAAAUGGGUCUCACCAAUAACAAUGAAGUUCUUCUGCCAUUGGACAAUCCUUCAGGGAACAUCAUGGGCACAGUACGCAGGAAGCUGCAAGCAAAGCUAUGAAAAGGAACACAAAGCUACCCGAAAAUACUUUAAUCACAGUGAGAACAAAAUGAUAAUUAAUGUCCCAUCGGUUAAGGUCUCUCCAAACACAACAUACUGAUCAAUCUACAAGGUUGUGUUCAUUAGGCACGAAACGGAAAGAAAAACAAACUGAAACGGGGAGGCCUAAACUGUCCGCUGUUGCAAAUGUAUUUACAUUGCGUGCCCGUUAAGUGAAGUAAAACAUGUACAAAGCUGUAUCCUUGCUAACAAUUUUACUUCCCUGAAAUUACAAACAGACAAGUUUGUUCAUGUUCUCCAAUUAAGAAUUUCAAGUGUAGAAAGUGAUUCACCCCACAUGGUAAAACUUAUCCUAAAGACGAGUCAAGGUGAAACUUUUGGUUUACACUAAUUGCAAUUGUUGCCCUUAAGCCAUUUUACCACAACUUUGGAAGUAUGCUUGGGGUCAUUGUCUAUUUGGAAGACCCAUUUGCGACCAAGCUUUAACUGAUUCCUUGAGACUGAUUCCUUGAGAUGUUGCCCCAUUUUCCUCCCUCAUGAUGCGAUCUAUUUUGUGAAGUGCACCAGUCCCUCCUGCAGCAAAGCACCCCCACAACAUGAUGCUGCCACCCCCGUGCAUCCCGGUUGGGAUGGUGUUUUUUCGGCUUGCAAGCCUCCCCCUUUUUCCUCCUAACAUAACAAUGGUCAUUAUGGCCAAACAGUUCUAUUUUUGUUUCAUCAGACCAGAGGACAUUUCUCCAAAAAGUACAAUCUUUGUCCCCAUGUGCAGUUGCAAACCGUAGUUAGGGUUUUUUAUGAUGGUUUUGGAGCAGUCGCAUCUUCCUUGCUGAGCGGACUUUCAGGUUAUGUCGAUAUAGGACUCGUUUAACUGUGGACAUAGAUACUUUUGUACCUGUUUCCUCCAGCAUCUUCACAAGGUCCUUUGCUGUUGUUCUGGGAUUGAUGUGCAUUUUUCGCACCAAAGUAAGUUAUAAGUGAGGUAAUGAGUUAUAAGUGAGGUAAUCUGUCUGUAACAAACAAAGUAGAUGUCCUAACCGACUUGCCAAAACUAUAGUUUGUUAACAAGAAAUUUGUGGAGUGGUUGAAAAACAAGUUUUAGAGACUCCAACCUAAGUGUAUGUACACUUCCGACUUCAACUGUAUAACAAAUGUAUAUAGUUUCUGCUCGGUAUGUAAUUGUUUGGAUUGUUGUAACACAGGGCACCAUUGAAAAAGAGACCUUGUUCUAAAUUGUGAUUUUCUGUAUCAAUAAAGGUACAAAGAAAAAGGAGUGCACAAUCAUGGCAACACACUCUUUGAAAUAAACAUGUUUGAUAAAUAUAAUAAAUCUAUGUAGAAAAUAAAGACCUGCAAUAUUUAGCAGGUGCAUAGCAUUUACCGCUACAACAUAUUUCAAUUGGAGUUUAAAUGGCAAAAUCAAAGUAAUGUAGCUAACUACUACAGAAAAAAUACAGCUGUUGAAUAAACAAAUCAACUACCACAUUUUUACUGAGUAAAAAUAAUGCUUUAGCAGGUUUAAUCAAUCUGAAAAUACAAUAUAAUCAUUCAGGUCUGAACUGUGAAUUGAAAAGAAAUAUCUGACUGUAUAGGCUAACAAAUAAACUGGAUUACGUUAACUCCCAACAUGAAAACAAUUGUGGAUGCAAUCAUUGUUUUAAGAAACUUUAAAAGAGCAUCUACUCAUCUAAUAAAGCUAGGCGAUGAACAGACAA